Magallana angulata is the source of this 5462-nucleotide messenger RNA. RefSeq names its product neurogenic differentiation factor 4-like. The record is from RefSeq and is a predicted model, not a curated record. The transcript is spliced from 2 exons. NCBI's taxonomy places the organism in Eukaryota, Metazoa, Mollusca, Bivalvia, Ostreida, Ostreidae. Bases 967 to 1629 code for a protein of 220 amino acids. Gene Ontology annotation, molecular function: protein dimerization activity.
UUUUGAUUGAUUGCCCACAAGACACCAGUGUUUGACAAUAAAAUGUCAUUUUGAAAUGAAUAGGACACACUGUCAGGUUUUACGGUCAUCAUUUGGUAUUUGUCCAUUUCAGGGGAGAGAGAGAAAGAAUAAAAGGACACCCAUCCAUCAUUAUUAUCCAAUUUACAUGCACAAUCUUUAUAUAUAUACGUGUAUGUGCGCUUAGAUUGAGUACCUGUUUAAUUAUGAUGUCACAAAAAAGAGCGAAAACAUCAAACACAAUUGCAUGUAAAUGCGGGGUCUGUUUAUCUACGCGAAGACCUUUUAGUGAUAAGACCUCGUCCUAUAAACAAUGGUCUUGUUGGUAUUGACAUUUCAUGCUGAAAACGAAUUCAUUCUGCAGCGGGUUCACAAAACAACCAUUCAAACGCAUUUGUCUUUCUGGAUCGAUUAAUUGAAGUAAUUGAGAGAAAAUUAUCCGUACUACGUGGGGGCGUGCAGAGGAUUUUUAAAUUUAGAUUGGCCUAAAAUAUGACGUCUCGGUCUGUUGGUAUUACGGCCAAAACAUUGAGGGGGAGGGAAUUGUCAGGUACAAUAGAAAAAUGUAAACUUUUGUAGCAAACGACCUUUAAAUGAUCAUGAAAAUAAACAGACGGAUAGAAAAGGGGGACAUUAUCUUUAUCGUGAGAACUCGGUGCAUGACGAAGGUUUUGUUCUGUCAAUCAAUAGGGCGAGCUAAAUAUAAUCUUUGAGGACAUGCAGUUGGUAGCAGCAUUAAGAUUCACUUGGAAUAAACUUUUAUUUGAAAACUUUUGUAAAUAGAGUGACGACGUUACCUUUAAUUAGUCGAACGUCGGCACGACACGGAAACCAAAUGAUCACCCUUCCACUUUAGUUGCGUCAAAGGUCGCUCUUUUUAAAAAUAUCAGAAUUAUGAUAAUUUACCUGUGUGAUUAGUCUUUUUAUUUGAAGUGCGGGUUAUAGGCGAUGCGAUCGGGCAAACACAGCGCCAUGACUUCCACUCUGGAGUUCGACAACGCAGACGACAUGGAGCAGACGACAGCGGAUGGAUUCUGGGACUUGCCCGGAUUGAGAGCCACAGAUUACCAAAUAAGGAAAAGGGCCAGACGCGAAGGGCCAGCAUCACCCUCUGAUUCGGGUACCAGCUCAACAACAGACAUGACAGAUGAUGGCGAACAGAGAAAAAUGAAAAGCCCGAAAAAGUCUGCAAAGCGCCGUAAGGGUUUCAACGCCCGUGAGCGUAACUUACGUCGCCUCGAAAGCAAUGAACGUGAAAGACAGAGAAUGCACUCUUUGAAUGACGCUUUCGGAGCUCUGAGAGAAGUGAUUCCACACAUUAAAUUGGACAGAAAACUUUCAAAGAUAGAGACACUGACACUAGCCAAGAACUACAUCAAAGCCCUUACAAAUGUGAUAUGUGAAAUGCGAGGCGAAAAAACACCUUACAGUUUUGACAGCUCCUCCAGUAAAAAGGACCUGGGUCAAGAUGAAGAUGAAGAGGAAGAGGAAGAGGAGGAGGAGGAGGGAGAGGGAGAGGAAAGUGAAAGCAUGCUGAGUGUGGACACGGUGGAAAGCGUGGAUAUUGAAAACACCACAAAUUCUCCAUACGAUGAUCGGAGUUUCUUGUGAAAGGAUUUCAUCUCCAUAAAUCAUAGACGGAUGACUGUGCAAAUGUCAACGUUUUGUUUAGUUCAUGGAUUUUGGAUGGUUACAAAAUGGGGAUAUGCGACAUUAUCAUUCUGAGCUCAUUAAUGAAUUCCAACUUGUGUUCGCCGUUUCUAGUGUCACGCUAUAUUCCGGGCACGUGGAUUCUCUGUUGCUUUUUUGUAAAUUAUUUGCUUGAGAGAUGUGGCGUCUAGUUUCCGGAUUCUAAUUCCACCAGCCAAUAGGAAAAUGAAUUCAUUGAUAUUCCAAUAGCAUGCUACAGUUUCCAUCGCCAAAACCCCCGAUCAUUUACAACUUGGAUCACGAACACAGUCGACAUAUUAAGGUGUAUACACAGUGAAUCUCGAAAGGAAGAAAACCUAGAGACAACAAUUGUUUGCCAGUGUAAUUGAAAUACUCAAAAUACCAUUUUCUAUCCUUGUAUACGUGAAGAAUAUUCAAGGCAACUGCAAAGAAUUAUUUUUCCCCUUAGGGCAUGUCAGCUAUAUAUUAUAUUAAAAUACGGCUGAAAAAAUUCAAGUCAUGUAGUAAGGUAGUUUAUUUUUGACACGCUUGUACAUAUUUGUAUUUAUUUAACCGUGUAGAUACAGCUAAUCUGAGGACAUGUGGGUCACGACUAUGUUAAGGUAGUCUCACGUUUCUGCAGUGGGCUCUUGUCACCUGGUUUCUCCCGAUCACUUCACACGCGUGGCUAAGCUUUGGUGCUAUACAAUACAUUACCCUCGCCUAUCUAUUUUGUUUUCAAAUAGUUUCUCAAAACCAUUCCAUCUUCGAGACAAUUUUAAAGUCCAAAUGCAAGAAUGCUUUUUCAUUAAGAAGUGCUUUUCAGGAUUUUUUUUGGUUAAGUUUAAAUCCCAAACCAUCGCUCAUCUGGUCCCUUUUGCAAAGAAAAAAUAAAUAAAAUUAUCUCCCUUAUGUAGGUGAUGAUCAUCCUUAAGAGAAUAUAUAAAAAGGCGUUUGACCUUUACAACACCUCCCUUUCAUUGAUUAUAGUACAGUAAUUAAAUGUUGAACUAAUGAUGGCAUUCUUUAUCCGAUGAUGAGGAGUUUGCUCGAUGUGAUAUUGAUUAUAGAGAAGAAUUUCAUUCAUUGGGGAGGUAAGACCGAGUAUGCGUAGGAAAAAGAAAAGCCUCUCCUAUAACUAUGGGCAUUGUCCAGUCGUAAAUGAAUUGCAUUUGAAGGUAACUCUCCUCAACGUCUCUUCAGUCUAUCCGAACUGCAAAACUGUCUCUCGAUCUAACGAUAGCUCUUGUUUAUUCGAUAUCUAGUAAUAACGUUGAGUGGGUAUUGGCCAUUUUGAGUUUUAUCGUGGGACGUGGAGCUCGUUUUUCCAUUUUUAUUCCAUUGAAAAAAAUCUGUGACACUUUUGGCACUUUUUUUCCAAAUCUUGUCAGUUAGUGGUUUUUGGUUUUUUUGUUCUUUUUUGGCUUUUUAUGAGAAACGUUUGAAAAUACAACACAUUGCCAGGGAGUGAAUGAAAAGAGCCUGGUUGUCGUUCUAAGCGUAGCUUUAGCUUAGCUGCAGACAAGACCGUCUUAGUCCUCUUUGACUUUCUUUUUGUUUUUUUCACUUACAAUUGUGGUGAAGGUUCUAAGAAAGUCCAUUCAUGCUUGAAUUAUUUAUUCACCUUCAUCCCCCACCCCCUUUUUUUAGAUGAACUUUUUUUUGUUAUGAUCGAUGUAUAGGCAUAUAAAAUACACGACAACAAUAACUAUACAUCCGGAUAUGUACAUAUUUUUCUGUAUUAUCGCGUAUCAUUGCAUCUCAUAUUAAAACCAUAUUUAUUUUUGCUAAAUGUAUUUAAUUGUGUCACUCAUAUUGCAUAUAUGGUUAUUAUAUAAUAUAUAUUUACCCAUUUGUGUAUUUUAUCCCUGUUGGUCAUUGCUGUGUGCCUUUAGUUUUCUUUAAGAAUAUGAAUUUCAUAAAGUAACACCAUUUAUAUCAAUUUGAUUUGUAUUUAUCAGUGAUGCGUAUCCUUUGAAUAAGGUAAACAUGUACGCUGUUAUGGAAAUCGAGGCAUUAUUUUUAUCAUAUACCCAUGGAAUUGGGACAUCUUUAAGUUAUUAACAUACCAUACAAUUGUCUGAUCCUGUUUACUUGAUUGUAUGAUUCUAGUUCUGUAGUACUGGUACAACUAACAGGCACAUUGGAACAUUCUGUAAUUGAUAGCUAAAUCUGUUCUUGUUACCGUAAGCUAUUGCAGUUUAGUACAACUUUAGGAGAAUCUGAGUUUUGCUGAUGUUAGCUUGUGUUUAAGUGAAUCACUCCAAAUUUCCUAGAACUUAUUUUAGUUAUCUGAUCAGUUACUCCCCCCCCCCCCUUCUUCCGAAUCUCUCAAUAUUGAAACAAUUUAUGUCGUUAGGAUUCAGUGCUUUUAUUUUGGAAUUGUAUGUGUCAUAAGUAGAUUUAAACUAAUUUAUUCACGUAAUUCGUGCAGUACGAAGACUUAAAGUGUAAGUGAUUCAUUUUAAGCCCUGGCUGACUUCAACCAUAUAGAUAAUUUUAAAAAAUUCAGUUUCACCUGCUUAAUUAUCUUUAUGGCAAUAAGUUUUUUUCAUCAGUACUAAGUAAUUAAUGAAAUUAUGUUAAUUUUAACAUUUUCUUUUUUAAGUCACGCUAUUUUGAUUAAAUUACCAUGACCCUACAAAAAUACACGUGUCAUUGAUUUCCACACGUGAACUUCAUUUUCAUUUAUAUAGGCAUCAACAUGAUAGACAUAUUUAUUUAAUAAUUAAGGACACAUGUUAAUUACAUUGAGAAUGGUUGUGAGCUGGUCGUUGUUUUGUGGGUAUUAAAAGGAAGAACCUUCAGAAUUCUUCCCAUUAAUUACUCCUUUUUUUUUUGUUACAUAAUUAUUUUGAUAAACUAUAUUUAAUUUUGUAAGAAAAUAGACAUGAAAAAAAAAAUCUUGAUAAAAACAUUUUUUAUACGAUAGAAAUGAUCCGAAGAAUUCCAAUCUGAUGAUACAAUAUAGCAUUAUGGAUAGAAAAGUCUGACAAAACAUGAAAUGUACCUCUAAUUUCGAAGGGAGUUGGUUGUUUUCAUAUGCAGCACAGAUCUGUCCUCUAGCUGCAAAUUUUCCUUGCCAAUAAGAUAACAACUCCUUUGAAAGGUUGUAUAAAUAUUAUAUUUUGAUAUGCAUUCACUAGAUUUUCCACUAUUGAAAUGAAGAAUAUACGUAAAUGUGCUUCCUUCCCUUUUCCAUAUAGUGUAUGUAUCGACCCGUAUUUGCAUAGCCUGCUUGUAUACGUUUUGCUUCAUAGCAUUUUAUCAAUUGCAAUUUUCUUUAUUUCACUUUUCUUUUUUAUUUCAUGAGAUUUGCAAUAAAAUGCAUUUUUUUUGUAAAAAGCUGGAUUAUAGUUGAAAAGGGUGUUUUCUGACUAUUUAGUUUAUUUAUGAAAAAAAAGUUAACACAGAGGGACAUAGUUAUUGUCAUAUUUUGAUCAAUUGAAAGGUUGUUGAUUUAAACAAAUAUAACAUACAAAAUCAUCAUAUUUAUAAAUAUAUUUUGUGUUAUGAUAUUCAACCUUUUGAAUUCAAAUUAUAGACAGUUUGACAUUUGUCUCCUUCUCCAGAAUACUGUCCAUUGCGUUGUUGAUUUAUGGGAACAAUUUUGUUUUUUGCUCCUAAUGUUUUUUUAAAAAAUAAUGUUAUUACUCAUGAUAUAGAUUUUAAGAAUACUGUUUGACAUAAAAGAUGGAAAAAUGAAAAAAUAGUAAUAAAACUAUUGUUUGACAGAAUCAUUUCUUUGUAUCAAAACUGCGAAAAGUACAUAAUAAAAUAUUUUUCUAUUGCAA